Messenger RNA from Trichomycterus rosablanca, 1621 nucleotides. Its product is annotated as septin-8-A-like. Gene Ontology annotation, cellular component: septin complex; microtubule cytoskeleton; cell division site. Lineage: Eukaryota; Metazoa; Chordata; Actinopteri; Siluriformes; Trichomycteridae. The record is from RefSeq and is a predicted model, not a curated record. Gene Ontology annotation, biological process: intracellular protein localization; cytoskeleton-dependent cytokinesis. The coding region runs from base 69 to 1319 and encodes 416 amino acids. The transcript is spliced from 9 exons. Gene Ontology annotation, molecular function: GTP binding; GTPase activity; molecular adaptor activity.
ACAGAAAACAAAUUGUCAAGGAAAGAACUGAUGAAGCUGCUGACUGUCUGCUUCUCCUACAUAUCAGUAUGGCUGCUGUGGAUGUAGAUGUGUACGAUAACGAGAUGAUGAGGACUCUGACUCUAGGAGGCCAUGUUGGUUUCGACAGUCUUCCUGAUCAGUUGGUCAGUAGAUCAGUGUCUCAAGGUUUCUGCUUUAACAUUCUCUGUGUAGGUGAAACUGGAAUUGGAAAAUCCACAUUAAUGAACACUCUGUUUAACACAGUGUUCGAAAGUGAAGAAUCCAGUCACUACCAGAGUGGUGUAUAUCUACGACCCAAAACAUACGAGCUGCAGGAGAGCAAUGUGCAUCUUAAGCUGACCAUUGUGGACACAGUGGGGUUUGGUGACCAGGUUAAUAAAGAGGAGAGUUUUAAACCCAUCAUGGACUACAUUGACACACAGUUUGCAAAUUUCCUCGAAGAAGAGCUGAAGAUCAAACGUUUACUCUGUAACUACCACGACACCAGAAUCCACGCCUGUCUGUACUUCAUCUCUCCCACAGGCCACUCACUCAAAUCUCUUGACCUGGUCACCAUGAAGAAGUUGGACAGUAAGGUGAACAUUAUUCCCAUCAUUGCUAAGGCAGACUCAAUCUCAAAGUGUGAGCUUCAGAAACUUAAGAUUAAGAUAAUGAGUGAGCUUGUCAGUAAUGGUGUUCAGAUUUACCAGUUUCCUACAGAUGAUGAGGCUGUCACAGAAAUCAACUCCUCCAUGAAUUCUCAUCUGCCGUUUGCUGUGGUGGGGAGCAGAGAGGAGGUUAAAAUUGGAAACAAGUUGGUUAGAGCCCGGCAGUAUCCGUGGGGAGUGGUACAAGUGGAAAACGAGACUCACUGUGACUUUGUGAAGCUGAGAGAGAUGUUGCUCAGGGUGAACAUGGAGGAUCUACGUGAACAGACACACACACGCCACUAUGAGCUGUACCGGCGAUGUAAACUGGAAGAGAUGGGCUUUAAAGAUCCUGAUAGUGACACACAGACAUUCAGUCUGCAGGAGACUUAUGUGGCUAAGAGACGAGAGUUUGUCUCAGAGCUGCAGCAGAUGGAAGAGGACAUGCGUCAGAUGUUUGUAAACAAAGUGAAGGAGACAGAGGCUGAGCUGAAGGACAGAGAGAGAGAGCUACAGGAGCGUUUUGAGCAGCUUAAGCGGAUGCAUCAGGAGGAGAAGAGGACUCUGGAGGAGAAACGCAGAGAGUUGGAGGAGGAGAUGAACUCAUUUAACAGGAGAAAGAUGACAGCUGAAACACUGCAGGCUCUGUCCAUUCCAAACAAGAAACCGUGAGCCCUGUGUUCUUAUGCAAUGAGAACCUGUCAGCAGCUACAGGGCCUAAAAAGAAUUUAUACUGUAACCCUUUUUACAACCUUGGCUUUGUAGCAAUUUGACUACAACAAUUUAUAUAUUUCACUGUUUAGUACGUGGUUUAGUACAUUUAAAAGUGAUUGUUGUCAAUUGUUUUUUUUUAUUUAAAGUUAUUACUCUUUUUGUUUCAUUUUAAAUAAUUUAGCACCACAUGAUGGACCAAUUUUGACUAGGUUGUUCUUAAAACUGGGCCAAUCUGGAUUACAAUGGAAGUAUUACUUUGG